AUGAAGCAGUGCGUGCUGUUGUUUCUGGCGUUCGUGAGCAUCCAUGGUGCCCCUGCAGGGGUCCUGCCACCAAGCUCUUGCAAGGAUGCCACCACUGCCUUUGUUGCUGGAGAGGCUAUAGACAAAAUCAACCAGGAUCGCACCACAGGUUACGUCUUCAGCCUGGAACGUGUCAGCAACGUCCAUCAGACACACCACGGUGAAACCGGGGUGGUGUUUUAUCUGACAAUUGAUAUCCUUGAGACCAAAUGCCAUGUCCUCAGUAAGAAGAGUUAUAAGGAGUGUGAGAGCAGGGACAUUGGUGAAAACCCGGUGUAUGGUCAGUGUAAGGCUGUGAUCUAUGUAGACAAGCCUCAAAGAGUCUCUCGUCUAUACAAAUACAGCUGUACCGUCAGACCAGUCGCCGCCUCCAAAAUCGUUGCAGUGUGCCCUGACUGCCCAGUUCUGGUCUCACUGGAUAAUAAAGAAGUGGAGAAGACCAUGAAGAUGGGUUUAGAGAAAUUUAAUAAGGAGAGUGCACUCCCAAAUUACUUUGCUCCUCUUAAUAUUACAAGAGCAAUCUCACAGCUUGGUUUGAUCACUAUGUACAGUGUGGAGUUCACCAUUCAGGAAACAGUUUGCUCCAAUAAAACUGAUAUAUCUGAGGUUUCUAAAUGCGACAUCAUGACCUGCGAGUUUGCACACAAAGGAUUCUGCAAAGCCACACAUACUCUUUCGCACGGUGAUGAAUUUAUUGACUCCAAGUGUGAAAUCUAUGAACCUCAGGCCGCAGAGGAGGAGAAGAAGAAUCAUUUGCAAGCUGGAGAGACAGACCAUCAUCAUGAGAACAAAACUGGUGCAUCCCAUUCGCAUGACCACACUCACGAUCACACACUCCCCCAUUCUCACCCAACUACGCAUGAUCAUGAUCACAGUGCUGACCACAAACAUGAUCACAAGCAUGAGGGCAAGCACGACCACGAUCACGGUAAAGAUCAUGGCCACCACCACACCCAUGAGCACGAUGAGGGCCAUGGUAAAGCCCACGGUCAUGCACACUCUCACGAGCACAGCCAUGAUCAUGACCAUGUCCAUUCGCACCACGGCCAAGCCCACAACCAUACACAAGACCAGGGUAUUCACCCUGCCCACCACAAUUAUGGACACGCCGAAGGUCAGACACACGAGCAUGAUCACGAGCUGGCGCUCGACCAUGACCACAAGCAUGGACACCUCCAUGAGCACGAGCAUCAUCACCACCACCACCAGCACGCUCAUGAAACCACCGUGAGGAAGGCAGAGGGAACUGUCCAAGUCCUCCCGUCGCUGGAUAAACCUGUGACCCUUCCUUUUUUUCCUGAUCAGCAUGAAAAACCUGACACACCCACUGGUUUUCCCCUACGCCCUGACCCACAGAUACCAGGACAGAUGGAGCCGGUCAUUGGCAAAUUCCCCAAAACUGUUUCCUCCAACUGCCCAGCGGAGUUCAAGACCAGUAACAUCCUUAUCAAGAAUGCCUUUGCUGAGGAUCCAGUCUUCAAGGUCAAGCCAGCGGCAUGA
Messenger RNA from Hemibagrus wyckioides, 1539 nucleotides. It is a transcript of the gene fetub, whose product is annotated as fetuin B. Gene Ontology annotation, biological process: negative regulation of endopeptidase activity. Gene Ontology annotation, cellular component: extracellular region. Gene Ontology annotation, molecular function: cysteine-type endopeptidase inhibitor activity. The transcript has 7 exons. The coding region runs from base 1 to 1539 and encodes 512 amino acids. NCBI's taxonomy places the organism in Eukaryota, Metazoa, Chordata, Actinopteri, Siluriformes, Bagridae. The record is from RefSeq and is a predicted model, not a curated record.